Messenger RNA from Rotaria socialis, 1848 nucleotides. NCBI's taxonomy places the organism in Eukaryota, Metazoa, Rotifera, Eurotatoria, Philodinida, Philodinidae. The record is from the annotation of a GenBank genome assembly.
AUGUUAUUAAUGGCCAACAAUACAAACAAUAUAAGAUCUAGUGCAAUAAUAACGACGAAUAGUCAACCUAAUAAUAGCCCUUUGCCUUCGAGCGGGGUUCAGUCAAUUCCACGUGAUAAUCGAGAUCUUCUUCACCCUAAAAAAUCAGCAUUUUCUCCUAAAUUAGCUGGUCUUGGAACAACACAAGAUAGUAGCCUGUCAUCAGAUUCAUAUAGUAUCAAUCGACAAGGUUCAGCUGAAUCGAACUACAGCCAACAAUCAUCAGAAAGUUUUGAUGGCGACUCAUCUGAUAUAACAAAAACUGCUGCAACUGCUACUGGUAGUUUAUCACCUCCAAUAAAACCUCGCGAUCAAACACGUUCGGCAAAUGAAGCACUUGAACGAUGCAAAACAAAGCCAGUUGCAUUUGCUGUACGAACAAAUAUUGAAUAUGUGCCAUCGUCCGAUGAUCUUUGUCCUAUUGCUAAAGCCGCUAUUAGUUUUAAAACAAAAGAAUUUCUCCAUAUAAAAGAUAAAUUUAAUAAUGAUUGGUGGAUUGGUCGAUUAGUUAAAGUUGAUGCAUCACUUGGUUUUAUACCAAGUCCAGCUAAAUUAGAAAUGAUUCGUAUACAAUCCAACCGUAAAAAUAAAAAUCAUCCAAUUGGACUUGCAAAUUCAACACCACGGUUGAAAGCGUCAUCGCAAAGUCUUGAUGUUAUUGAUCAAAAUAUGUCAGGAUUCAACGAUGAGAUGUUUGGCAACGAUGGUGAUAAUGAUAAUCUUACGAAAUCUAGAUCAAAUGCAAAUGCUAAUAAAGAUAAAAAAAAAAAUUUUUUCAAAAAGACUGUAAACAUAACUCCAUACGAUGUGGUGCCAAAUAUGCGACCUGUUGUACUUGUUGGUCCGUCAUUAAAAGGAUAUGAUGUUACAGAUAUGAUGCAAAAGGCUGUGUUCGACUAUUUGAAACAUCGCUACGACGGUCGAAUAAUUAUAACACGUGUUACAGCCGAUAUAUCUCUUGCUAAACGUGGACUUCUAAAUAAUCCAUCAAAAAUAGCUCUUAUUGAACGUAGCGGAGUUAAUACAGGUGGUGAUAAUUCAUCAUCGACAGCACCUGGCAUAGGUUCAAUGAGCGCAGCACGUGCGAAUGGUAUAAAAGAAGUUCACGAUGAAAUCGAACGUAUAUUUGAAUUAGCACGAAGUCUACAAUUGGUCGUACUUGAUUGUGAUACAAUAAAUCAUCCAGCUCAAUUACAAAAAACAUCGUUAGCACCAAUAAUUAUUUAUUUGAAAGUCUCAUCACCAAAAGUUUUACAAAAAUUGAUAAAAUCCCGUGGAAAAAGUCAGCAUAGAAACUUAAACGUACAAUUAGUAGCUGCUGAUAAAUUAACACAAUGUCCUACCGAAAUGUUUGAUUUAAUAUUAGACCAAAAUCAAUUAGAAGAUGCAUGCAAUAGUUUAGCCAUGUUUUUGGAUACGUACUGGAAUGCAACACAUCCAAAAUUAGAUGAAAAAAAUGAUUUAACGAAUGAUAGUACAUAUGUACCACCACGUCCAACAGCUUCACUUAUUGCUCAUAUACCGCCAGUGAAUCCGCCGGGCUCUGUACCAGUCGUUACAACAGCUACACGUCUUCUUCCAUCAUCACCAUUAUUGAAUGAUAUAACACACUCACAAUUAUCUGUAAAUCGUUAUGGAGCUGCAAACGUUGCAGCAAAUCCAAAUCCACAUCCCAAUCCUAACCAAAGAGUACCAUCAGCAUCUAACGCGGAUUACUAUCGACAAACAAUAAUACCACAGCCGGCAAUUCCUGCACCUGUUUAUGAUGAUGAAAGAUUCGCCCAUUAUGAAAUGGCUAAUUUUCGAUAA